This is a messenger RNA of Gastrolobium bilobum, 1614 nucleotides long. Its product is annotated as disease resistance protein RUN1-like. The record is from RefSeq and is a predicted model, not a curated record. Bases 1 to 1614 code for a protein of 537 amino acids. Gene Ontology annotation, biological process: defense response. The transcript has 5 exons. NCBI's taxonomy places the organism in Eukaryota, Viridiplantae, Streptophyta, Magnoliopsida, Fabales, Fabaceae.
AUGAACCAUCUCCUGAGCAAUGACAAUGUUGUCCUAGAUUUGUCUGUUAGGGACAAAACUGACUUGUUGAGAGGAGAUGAGCUUAUUCAGGAUGGGUUUGAGAUUUCUCACAAUGAUCUUGCUAAUACCUUUAUAAAGCACAGAGUACAGGGCAAUGGGCCGGAACUGAAUAGGUGGGAAUCCGUCUGGACCAGGAGCCUUGAGACCAUUCAUAGAGAAAUAAGCCUCAUUUAUCCUAAUAUCCGAGAUGGGUUCAAGCAGGAUUUUCAAAUCAGUGUCAUCAAGAGCAGGCCAAGUGGUUGUGGUGACAGUCCAGGAACGGGGUGUUACAAGAAAGUUCUAAGUUGCUGUGAAUUUCAUCCAUACAUUGGAAUAGGAGUUCUCGUUGAUAAAUCACUCCUAACCGUUUCGUCUUCUUAUGCUAAUUUCCCUGCUGUUAAAAUGCACGAUUUGUUGGAAGAGCUGGGGAAAAAACUAGUUCGAGAAAAUUCACCCAAAAAGCCAAUCAAGUGGAGCAGGCUUUGGCUCUAUAAAGAUUUAUUCAAGGUUAUGUUGAAGGAGAAAAUGGGAGGAAAUAAUGUUGAAGCCAUAGUUUUGAAUAGCCCAGAAGAAACUCGAAGAUUGAUGGCUGAAGGAUUGUCAAAAAUGAAUCACCUCAGAUUGCUUAUACUACGUGGUGUGAAAUUUUCAGGCAGCCUCAAAUGUCUUUCUAAUAAAUUACGAUAUGUGGAGUGGAAUGAAUAUCCUUUCAUGUAUUUGCCACCAAGUUUUCAGCCGGAGGUUCCUGUUCAUUUGAUCUUGAAGCAUAGUUGCAUGACACAAUUGUGGGAAGGCAAGAAGUAUAUGCCCAAUUUGAUAAGUCUGGAUCUUAGCCAUUCCAAAAAUCUAAUCAAAAUGCCAGAUUUUGGAGAGGUCCCAAAUCUUGAGAGGCUGAGUCUUGAAGGAUGUAUAAAACUUGUGGAGAUCGAUCCAUCCAUUGGUCUUCUAAGAAAGCUUGAAGUCUUGAAUUUGGAAGACUGCAAAAAUCUUUUAAGUAUACCCAACAACAUAGUGGGUCUCACUUCAAUUAAAUCAUUAAAUCUCUCGGGGUGUUCAAAAGUGUUUAACAACCAGCUUGAUAUAAGUAGUGAAACUGCUAUGCACUCCCAAUCAGCAUCCUCUUGCAUCUUCAAAAGGUGUUUGUGCCCUUUCCGUUCCUUGAAUUAUAAAGAUUCAGCUAUUUCUUUGUUGCCUUCCUUGCCUAGCUUCUCUUGUUUGGUAUAUCUUAAAUUGAGUUUCUGCAAGCUGGUACAAUUCCCUGAAGCUAUUGGAAGCUUACAUUACUUAAAAUACCUUAAUCUUGAGGGAAACAAAUUUGUUACACUGACUUGUAGCCUGAAGGAGUUUUCAAAACUUGUUGAUUUAAGAUUGUCACACUGCAAGCGGUUGAAAUCUUUGCCUGAGCUCCCUUCAUGUACGGACAUUCAUGAGAAUUUCAGAAUCAUAAUAUUAUAUGUUUUCAACUGCCCAAAUUUGGAAGAGAGGGAACGCUGCAGUACUAUGAUUUUUCCAUGGAUGGCACAAGUGAUUGAGGUUCACACUCCUUCCUUCCUUCUUACAUUUAUUUAUCUCUGA